Molecule: messenger RNA, 636 nt
Organism: Durotheca rogersii
Lineage: Eukaryota; Fungi; Ascomycota; Sordariomycetes; Xylariales; Xylariaceae
Product: Cloroperoxidase
Exons: 4
Coding region: 1-636 (211 amino acids)
Molecular function (GO): peroxidase activity
Source: RefSeq, a predicted model, not a curated record
AUGAAUACGCUGGCCAACCACGGCUACCUGCCACACGACGGCAGAAAUGUCACCGAGCAGGUGGUGGUCAAUGCUAUGGAGUCGGCGCUGAACUUUGAGGAGCCUCUCGGCUGGUUGAUGUUCCGGAUGGCUGUCUUCGCUGACCCGGAGCCCAAUGCCACGUUCUUCACCCUCGACCAUCUGAACGUCCACAAUGUUCUGGAGCACGACGCCAGUCUCAGCCGUACGGACGCGGCGUUUGGAUACAACCACAUCUUCAACCAGACCAUCUUCAACCAGACCCGAGUCUACUGGACUGGCGAGAUCCUUGACGCGGACAUGCUCGCCAACAGCAAGGUUGCCCGCCAGCUGCACUCCAAGGCCUUCAACCCCGACCACACCUUCACGCCCACGAUAGAAAACUUCAGCCUCGGGGAGGUCUCCGCGCCCAUCGUCGCUUUUGGCGACUUCCCGUCCGUCACUGUCAACCGGACCCUGGUCGAGUAUUUCCUCCGUAAUAUACGGGACUCGCCCGUAACCUUACUAGACAUCUUCACGCUAAUGCAGGCUAUCCACAACGCGUCCAGCCUCCUCACCGGAACCGAGUCGGCUGCUCCGUCUCGGCGCCAAAACCUUCACGCCGGUAUCUUCGCGUGA